Messenger RNA from Oryzias latipes (Japanese medaka), 3034 nucleotides. RefSeq names its product suppressor APC domain containing 2 (gene sapcd2). The record is from RefSeq and is a predicted model, not a curated record. Lineage: Eukaryota; Metazoa; Chordata; Actinopteri; Beloniformes; Adrianichthyidae.
AAAAGAAAGUAAGGGUCACAGCAUUGGAUAGUGUCAGAGCGAAGGAGCUCAGUUCAAACUCAGAGUGGUGCGGGGGAUUAGGCAGAGAAAGUUGAUAAAUUGAUGCAUAUUUGGAGUUAUUGACUAUUUCUGUGGACGGCUGGACAGUGUAGUAAUUUGGAAACAGAAAAAAACAAACAAAAAACGUUUUAUAGGUGUUUGUGUAAUAGGUUUUCAGACCUCCAUGGCUUUAAUAGCGCCCGACCACAGCUACAAGCUAAACGGCACUUCGGGGAUUUAUGGGAAAGUUGUUGGGUCAACGAAAGAGGUGAUCCAAAAUCCGGUGCACAGCUUAAAAAGUACUAAAAUGCAGCUCACAGAGACAGAUUACUCGACUGAUGGACUGCCGAAAGCUUUUCUACACAGUUUGAGGACGUUGUUUGACAUCCUGGAUGACGGGGGUCGCGGUUUUGUCCACAUCUCCGAGAUUGAGAGCCGCUGGCAGGGCGCAGACACACGGGACCUGCCCGGCGGGGUGCUGAGCUGCCUCCGGAGAGUCACUCCCCCGCACGGCUGUCUCACGUUCGAGAGGUUCGUGGCGGGGUUGCGGUACUCCAUGCUCAACCCGGAGAACGGCUCGCACCUGAAGGCCCAGCAGUUCCCGAAGCAGGAGCCCAAAAAGAAACCCGCCCCGCUGUCCACGUGCGGCGUCGGAACGCGGGUGGAGAACAAGGUCCGGCCAUUAAGGCCGAGCAACAUCACCAACACCCACCAGAACCGGGCCAGGCCGGAGGAGGGACCCGGGUACCCAGAAUGUGGACCAGCGCGGUACGGCUCGGGCUUGGAGAGGUCCGGGCGCAGUGUGGAGCGCAUCCCGGUACCGCCGGAAGGUGGGGGGUACCGUCCCGACAUGGGUCCCCCGACCAAGCCGGGACAGCCACAGAGGAACGGAGUCAGGUCCAUCGAGUCUCUGGCCCUGGAGGCUUCGCAGAUCCUGGAACCAGGUGUCGUGAAAUCUGGUUUGCCCAGAUCUCAGAGUGAAUCUGCCACAGGGUUUACCGGAGGCUCCAGGCGACAUGGGCGGAGUCGGGAAGAGCAGAGGAGGCACACCAUCUCCAAUGGAGUUGACUAUGGAAUGCUGAAGCAAAUGAAAGAGCUGGAGCAAGAAAAGGACUCCCUGCUGGCCGGCUUGGAAGUGGUGGAACGGGCUCGAGACUGGUAUCAGUGCCAGAUCCACAAUGUCGCAGAGAGACAGCGACAAGUUGGACAAAGCUCCACGUGCACGGAUUUCUUUACUGAGGCCAGUCAGAGCCGCAUGAAUGUUCUCAUUCCUAAACUCCAGGAGGUCAACCGCUGUCUCAACGACCUGAUUACCUGCACUGGAAUGUCUUUUCCUUCCUCCGGCACUCAGACACCAGCACUUUCAGCCAACGCUCAGCCCCAACCUCCCGCUCCACCACAAGCCAUCCAGAGACUGAAGGACCAGAACAGACUUCUCACUCAGGAGGUGACAGAAAAAAGUGAGCGGAUUGCCCAGCUGGAGCAGGAGAAGUCCGCCUUAAUAAAGCAGCUUUUCGAGGCACGAGCUCGCAGCGCACAAGACACGAGCACCAUGGAUUCCACCUUCAUCUGAACGGGGCUGUCCUCCACCCAAAACCUCGGUUAGCCUCGAAUAUCAACUAGGAAUGGUCACAACGUCUUGUCAGCGUGUCUGUGGAAAGCUGAGGAUGACGCUUGUUUGCCUGACUGACCAGUCGCUGUAUCCACGCACCUUUAGCCAUAUUAGGCCCUCAACUGCAACAUCUGAACCACUCCUCCACAAAACCAACCAUGCACUAAGUUCUGAUCACUCCUGAAUUGACCUGAACGGACGGAGAUGAAGCACUUUUAGUUCAGGUCUUCGGGUUUUCUGCAGAAACACUCCAGUGUCUCCAAAGACGGGGACACCUGAGAAACCAGAGAGACCCCACAACUCCUGUCACUCCAAUUUAUUGACGGGUUACGCUUUCCAGAUCUCUUUAAACUCCCAAAGUCGGACUUGUUUUGUACUCGCGCUCCUCAACUACACAGUUGUUUGCAGCUUAAAAAAACGGAACAUAAAGCUUCGGAUGGAAUAAAAAUGCCAUAAUCGGAUCAAAACAAAUCAGCUGCUCCUGCUUGCUGUGAUCUUAACUUUUUUUAAACUUUCAUUUAAAGUUUGCUAAUUAGAUUAAAUCAAUUCAAGAAUGUCCUAAAUUUUAGGUUUUCCUUUCUAUCAAUGUAAAUUAAUAAGGAUCUUUCUUUCUAGUUUUGGAGUGUUUUUAUCUACGUGUUUUAAACACUGAGGAGAGGAAUAACUAGAAGGGAAUCAUGUAUCUCCUAUAGGCAUGUAAAGAAAUAUCCAUAGUUCUUCUUGAAUGUUGUUUCACACCUGAACACUCAAACUGCAUGGAAUCAUGGGAAACGGACUUGGUUAAAGCUCCUUUUCCAAGAGAGAAAAACCUUUCACUGCUGCUGCAUGCGAACGUGGAUUAUGAACGGAGAAACGGUCUACAAAGCGGAUGAGAUGCAGAGGCAGAACGGAGAAAUCUGAAGGUUUGCACAUGGGGGAAAAAAAAGCUGUGGAAGGUACGAGAUGGUGAAUACGUCAGGGGACGAUUCAGAAAUGUCAGAAACAGUUUAAAAAAAAUCCCCUUUAAGGAGUUAAUGAUUUUUAAAAACCAGCAUGUAUUUCUUGUAUUUUAUCGGCUUUGAUCUGACAUUUUUAGUGAAACCCUGCAGAUUAAAUGUAGUUACAGGUAUGAAAGCCUUAUACAAGCCCCACUUUUAGCGGCAUCAGCCUGCAAACAGAUGGUUUUAGGAGUUUGAAAGCCAUCCACAUGUUUAGGAAAACUAGCUAUAAGGUAGGGUAGAAAUAAAACAAUCUUUUCUCACGUGUUUGUUUGGUACUGCUGGGAAAUCUGCACAUGUAUGUUACCCAAGUUUUGUAACUUUCUUUUUGCUGCUCAGACUUCAUUCUGAGUCCACAAACGUCAGGUGAAAUGUCAAAAUAAAACCUCCAAACAAUGUUGACUUC